AUGGCCACUCCAGGAGAAGAGGUAGAUCAGGAUCUAUCGCAUAUACACUGGUCAUGGCCAGAAGCUAUAGCAGCCAAUCCGGCAAGAUCAUUAGCCAAUGCGGAUUUAGCGCUGGAUUAUUUUGCCUUCUCUCCAUUCUGGGAUUCCAAGUCGAACAAUAACGUUCUGAGGACGCAGAGGAGGGUGGAGAAUCCUACGUAUGGUCACGCAGAGGAGAAAAUCGAGCUCAAUGCAUUCAAAUCUGGAUUCGAAUAUAUCGUAUCUCACUCCCAACCUCCAGACUUGUUUGUGAUUCAGAAAAGAGAAGUAGAUCCAUCGGGAAAGAGAGAUAGAGUAUCUGGGAUGUGGUUCAUAUUGCAGGAAAGGAUAUACCAGUCGCCAACUGUUUAUGAUGUGGUGUCUGCUAGGCUGAGAAACGCUUCACAACUGAUAACCAAAACCCUCACAUCAUUAUCUGAAUCUCAUCCAUCUUCGAACCCUCGAUCUACCACACAAUGGCGAUCCCUACCCCCGGAAGUUGCAUCGAAUAUGAAAGCAAAAUCCGCCCUUACCACGGCUGCUGAUCGUAUAACGGAAGAUCAAGCGGAUCAAAACGGACAGACCGAAUCUAAAGAAGAGGAAAAAGAGGAGGAGGAGCAGCAGCAGCAGAAUACAUUUGAUUGGCAUUUGUUCCAUUCACUCCAAACGACUCGAUUGGCACUUUCCAAGCUUGAUGAGUUAUCUACGAAACCAACAAAAAAUGCCGACCCGAUGGAUGAGUUGAAAUCUAUAGAAGCUCAAUUAUCAGCUCAAUUUGGUAUCUCCUCUUCCUCUUCUUCUCAGCAGCGACAGGUCAGACCACCAGGAUCGAUAAGAUCGAAUUCUGUCAAAGGUCUUACACCCAACCCAAUGGGUUUAGGAGUAUCACCUGUUUUAACGGUAGGAACGAUGGGACAAACUCCCAAUUUGGGGAAUUUGAAUGUAGCUUCUCCCAGGAAUUCGUUAGGAAUGGGUAUGUCGCCUGGUGGCGUCAGUGUACCUGGCAGUGUGAUUGGGGCAGGUGGGAGAGCAGGGUCGAUGGGCAAUGUAGGUACGCCGGCGAACUUACUCCAGUAA
Molecule: messenger RNA, 1095 nt
Organism: Kwoniella mangroviensis CBS 8507
Lineage: Eukaryota; Fungi; Basidiomycota; Tremellomycetes; Tremellales; Cryptococcaceae
Exons: 6
Coding region: 1-1095 (364 amino acids)
Biological process (GO): regulation of transcription by RNA polymerase II
Cellular component (GO): core mediator complex; mediator complex
Molecular function (GO): transcription coactivator activity
Source: RefSeq, a predicted model, not a curated record